AUGCCUCAGGAACAACCCCAUUUGGCACUUCAGCUACCUGAAAUUAUAAGCAACAUUAUGCAUUUUCUCGUACCUUACGAAAAUCAUUUAGACUAUGAAGUUAUGUUUACCAAUCAGAAAGAUAAGAAAACUUAUGCCGAUGUCUACCCUUGCCUUUUCGUCAAUCACUUGUGGCAUGAUUGUGCUGUUCGAACUAUGUGGAGAAAAGUUCAUUUUGAUGACAGCAUGCUUUGUUAUACUGCAAUGAUUAAAUUUGCCUCAACUUUAUCAUCUACAAUGAAACCGAUAGAAGACUUCUAUGCCAACAAUCCAACUUUUUUAUCUAACAGAACAUAUCACAACAACAGCAGCAACACUUUACUACGGUACAACGAUCAAAUGAGCAGACGCAAAACUUAUCAGAAUGCCCUUCGUACAUUUUCUGUUCGAAAAAUUAAAAAUCCUCAACUGAAUGAACCCUUAUCAACUAUCGCAAGAAAUGCAACUAGACUUGAACAGCUCGAUAUUUACAUUUGUGACAAUCUAACUAACGAAACUGUAAUUCUUUUCGCAAGCCAUGCCUAUAGUCGACUUACAUAUAUAUCCCUUGCUGGCUGUCAUAUGAUUUCAGACGAGGCUAUUCUCAAAGUUGCAGAACAAUGCCCUGACCUUUUGCAUUUGGAUUUAAGAGCUUGUGGCCUUGUGUCUGACGUUUCUCUAUCAACUGUCGCCAAAAAUUGUCCACGACUUAAACACAUCAAUGUUGGUCGAGUGCGCGAAAGACAACGUAUUACAAUCAAAUCCAUCAGAUUGAUAGCUCAGUAUACAGAAGCAACAGUCUUGGGACUAGCAGGCUGUGAUAUUGAUGAUGAGUGCAUGAUUACGUUAGCUAAGCACCGUGGCCCAGGCUUAGAGCGAGUAUCGGUGAAUAGCUGCUACAAAAUUUCAAACACAUCUGUUUAUGCCUUGCUAAAGUAUUGCCCAAACCUAUCCGUAUUUGAAAUGAAGGAGUGCCAUCGCAUCAAAAAUUGGGAAGCAGUGGCUGAAAUGGUACAGAAGAAGGUAUUGUUAACACUUUGUGACCAACAGAAUAAGGACUGCUUAGCAUGGGCAGCGAGAAAUGGAAGACAGUUGGAUGUUAAGGCACCUGUUAAAUAG
Mycotypha africana is the source of this 1137-nucleotide messenger RNA. RefSeq lists its product as uncharacterized. The record is from RefSeq and is a predicted model, not a curated record. Bases 1 to 1137 code for a protein of 378 amino acids. NCBI's taxonomy places the organism in Eukaryota, Fungi, Mucoromycota, Mucoromycetes, Mucorales, Mycotyphaceae. The transcript has 2 exons.